Messenger RNA from Drosophila simulans, 381 nucleotides. RefSeq lists its product as uncharacterized. Lineage: Eukaryota; Metazoa; Arthropoda; Insecta; Diptera; Drosophilidae. The coding region runs from base 51 to 266 and encodes 71 amino acids. The transcript is spliced from 2 exons. The record is from RefSeq and is a predicted model, not a curated record.
UCCAAGUUCUGAAACAUCCAUAGCACAGCUCUUCGUUCACCAUCAACGCAAUGGAAUACAAUAUUGUUAUUUUUCUGGCCCUGACUUGUAUCCUAUUUAUGGGCCAGAAUUGCUUGGCGGCUCCCUCGGCCGAUGAUUUGGCCAAAUUUGGUGAAAUGGAACGUUCCAUCAAGGAGCUGACCAGUUCGAUCCUGGCCAUGAGUGGAGCUACUCCCGGCUUUAGACCCGGUGCUAAUAAUGUUUGGCCUGAAGAACUUCAUGCUUAAUUUUUGGCCAAAAAUCAGUCAGCUCGGUCUACUAAAUCGUAUUUAGCAGUUCUGCAGUUUAAUAUUUUGCAAUACUUUUUUUUUUCUUUUGGGUAAUAAAAUAUUAGUCACAACU